AUGAACGCGUCGCUCUCUAAAGGCAGUCUGCUGGACGGUGUUUUCCAGGAGGGCUUCAACGAGGUAACGUUACAACCUAGCUAGCUAUUUAGCACUACUGUACUGGAAGAGUUUUGUCUGUGUGUGUGUGCGCUUGUGCUUGUUUCUCUGUCUUUUAGCAAAGCAGUUAGCUUGCUUGUUGAGUAGUUAAUAAAUUAGGUUAGCUGGUUAGUUAGUUCAGAUCAGUAGAGGUUUAGUUCUGGGUCUGUUUUCAGGCUUCUGAAGUUAGCCUGACGAGGAGACAGAGAUAGACUAGAGUAGUGGUAUUCAAAGUCGGUGUCGCGACCCUGGGAACUGCAGUGGGGUCGCCUAUGUGUAAAAAAAUAGGAACAGAAUAUUAACAGUACAGAUUAUUGUAUGGGACAAUAUACAAACGUUUUUGAGAAAGAUAAUUUGAAAGAUAAAAUGCUUUUGAGUUAAUAUAUGUAUUGGUUUCUUUUCAUUUUGAUAAGAGAUGAAAAUGCAAUGAAUUGAAAGUUAUUUGUUGUUAUAAAAAUCUAAAUGUACCGAUUUUAAGGUUGUGUCAUUAGAUUUGGGGUGGGGUGGGAGCGCAAUAAAUAAUUGGGGAAAAAAUAGGGUCCACAGAAAUUAUUGGGGGGAAAAAUGGGGUCCCUGCUGAAAAAGUUUGAAUACCACUGGUUUAAGCUAUCAACACCAAACCAACGUUGAGAUGUUCAGACUGGCACAACUUAGGGCUGACCCCAUUUAGUCGACUGGUCGAUUGUUUGGUCGAUAGGCUGUUGGUCGACCGAGACUUCUAUAGUCAAGCAGUAGCAAAAAAUUAUAAUGGACUAAUCCAUUGUGGAGGCCCUGGGGAUGGCACAGUCCAUCACUCUAAGACAAGACGUGCUAUUGAAAUUGUAUAUGGUUAUAUUAUGUAAGAACAAUGGUGCAACAUUAAUAAUAAUAUAAUUUUUUUUACAAAUGCGCUGAAACAUCAGUGCGCUGUUGAAUUGGCGCUUUUUCCUAGACCCCUCAAACUCAACUCUGGACCUCGAAGCCAGUUCCACUGCAUUUUUUAAUUGUUCCCCUCUAGUCAGUGACUGAUUUAGACCUGUGACAUCAGGUAGAACAGAAAACCAGCAGGCUCCAGACCUCGUAGGGUAAGAGUUGAUUACCCCUGUCCUAGACCAUGUUGCUAUGAGCAGUAAAUUAGGCAACUGUAAGUCGCUCAGGAUAAGAGCGUCUGCUAAAUGACUUAAAUGUAAAAAUGUAAAAAGCAUAAUAGCACAGUUAACCAGCAUAUUGGUGUUGAGAACAAUGCGGCAGAGGCAGCAGCGGAGUUAGGAGACGAGAAAACAGCCCUUGCCUAAUUGUCUAAGAAAAGUGAGGAGAGAGGAAACCAUAACUUAAUUAGGUCUAUAAUCAAUAGCCUAACUGUUAAAUGGGCCUGGCUUUAGAAAUCAUCCAUAUCUACAGAAAUAAGGCAGAUCCUGCUUCUGUUGCCUGUUUGAGUGUUUGAUUAACAGCCUACUGAUUCCGUGAGCACCAAGCCUCACACAACCACAACAUGUGGGAUAAACAAGUUCAACAAUUCUGCUGUUUGUAAUCUUUGCUGUGCUGUAAUAAAAGGCUGUACGCUUUCUUUCAUUAGAACAGCCUCUCUGGUAUUAUUUACUUAGUGUUGUUUACACUGUUCCAAACAGGCAGAAAAAUAAUUAUUUAUAAUAAUAAUAACCCUCCUUUAUCUAGAUCUCAAUCUUAUUGUUAUUAUGAUCAUCACUAUAAUAAUAAGUAAUGUCGUUAUCAUUAGUAGCCUUGUAUAACCACCAUCGAGCUGUAGGUGUCACGUCCUGACUCAGAGGACGCUUGUAUGUUGAGUCAGGGUGUGUAUUUUCCUUGCUGUGUUUUGUUCUAUGUUGUGAAUCUAGUAGGUCUAGAUCUAUGUUGGCCUGUGUGGUUCCCAAUCAGAGGCAGCUGUCGUUCGUUGUCUCUGAUUGGGGUCCAUACUUAGGCAGCCUAUUGGCACUAGUGGGUUGUGGGAUCUUGUUCCGUGUUAAGGUAUGUUGUGUUGUGCUGCCUUGGACUUCACGUUUCGUUUUGUUUGUUAUUUUGUCGUUGUGUUUGAUAUUCAAUAAACAUGUACGCAUAUCACGCUGCGCCUUGGUCUGACCCGUUCAUCAACGAACGUGACAGAAGAUCCAACCAAACGAGGACCAAGCAACGUGCCCAGGAGGAGCCAAUAGCCAUGUCCCAGGUGGGCAAAUUGUGGUCAUGGGAAGAGGUAUUCGCGGGGAAAGGGCCAUGGGCGAAGGUAGAUACCCAGGCAGGAGAGGAGCAACGGCAACGCAGAGGACGCCGGUCGAGGAGGAAGCCCGAGAGACAGCCCCAAUAACAUUUGGGGGGGGGGCUAAAGGGGUGGUCGGGGAGCGAGAGAGAAGAGGCACCCGGUCGGUUUUCAGAUUGGGUCCCUACGACCAUGGGAAGAGGAGUGGGAACAGUAUUAUACUGAGGAGUCGGAGGAUGACGACGACGACGAGGUUCUGUUCCCUAACUCGUGGGGGCUCCCGGAGGAGUCCUCACAGGAAGAGGAGUGCCGACGACGGAGACCCGAGAGGCAACCCCAAGAACAUUUUGGGGGGGGGCACACGGUGUGGACGAUGAGGCAGCAGGAGGCCGUUAAAGGGCGGGUCUGCAGGUUAGGAGAGGAGGCCACCAUGUUACGGGGGCUAUUGGUUCAGAGGGAGCAGGAGUUAUUCGGUCAGAGGGAGGCGCUACAGGAGGCUAUAAGGGAGAAGGAAAGUGUAGAGGCACGGCGAGAGGAGCUGGUUAGGCAGCAGAAGGAGCAGGGGUUAAUAAAGGAACCCAGUCCCGCUCCUCGCACCAACCAAGUGGUGCGUGUCGCCAGUCCGGUCCGGCCCGUUCCUGCUUCCCGCACUAAGCCAGUGGUGCGUGUUCCCAGUACGGCCCGACCCGUUCCUGCCUCUCGCACCAAGCCAGUGGUGCGCGUCGCCAGCCCGGCCCGGCCUGUUCUUGCCCCUCGCACCAAGCCAGUGGUGCGCGUCGCCAGCCCGGUCCGGCCUGUUCCUGCUCCUCGCACCAAGCCAGGGGUGCGCGUCGCCAGCCCGGCCUGUUCCUGCUCCCCGCACCAAGCCAGUGGUGCGCGUCGCCAGCCCGGCCUGUUCCUGUCCCUCGCACCAAGCCAGUGGUGCGCGUCGCCAGCCCGGUCCGGCCUGUUCCUGCCCCUCGCACCAAGCCAGUGGUGCGCGUCGCCAGCCCGGCCCGGCCUGUUUCUGCCCCUCGCACCAAGCCAGUGGUGCGCGUCGCCAGCCCGGUCCGGCCUGUUCCUGCUCCUCGCACCAAGCCAGUGGUGCGUGUGUCCAGUCCGGCACGGCCCGUGCCUGUUCCACCGGUGCCUGGUUCGGCACCGGUCAGCUGCUUUACUCCGGAGCCAGAGCAGUCCGCUCCACUGGUGCCCAGUUCAGCUCCGGUUAGCUGCUCCACUCCGGAGCCAGAGUAAUCCGCUCCACCGGGGUCCAGUCCAGAUCCGGUCAGCGGAUCCACUCCGGAGCCAGAGCAGUCCGCUCCACCGGUGCCAAGUUCAGCUCCGGUCAGCUGCUCCACUCCGGAGCCAGAGCAAUCCGCUCCACCGGGAUCCAGUCCAGCUUCUCCACCGGGGAAUCCACUUACACUGACCAAUCCAUAUCACGGCAGGGCUCUACACUGACCAAUCCAUAUCACAGAGGGCUCUACAGUGACCAAUCCAUAUCACAGCAGGGCUCUACACUGACCAAUCAUAUCACAGAGGGCUCUACACUGACCAAUCCAUAUCACGGCAGGGCUCUACACUGACCAAUCCAUAUCACAGAGGGCUCUACACUGACCAAUCCAUAUCACAGAGGGCUCUACACUGACCAAUCCAUAUCACAGAGGGCUCUACACUGACCAAUCCAUAUCACAGAGGGCUCUACACUGACCAAUCCAUAUCACAGAGGGCUCUACACUGACCAAUCCAUAUCACAGAGGGCUCUACACUGACCAAUCCUUAUCACGGCAGGGCUCUACACUGACCAAUCCAUAUCACAGAGGGCUCUACAGUGACCAAUCCAUAUCACAGCAGGGCUCUACACUGACCAAUCAUAUCACAGCAGGGCUCUACACUGACCUAUCAUAUCACAGCAGGGCUCUACACUGACCUUUUUAACAAGGAGCACAUAGAAACGUAGGCGCAAACAAAGAAAUUAAGGAGCACAGUGAAAUAUAUUUUUGGUAAUAAAGCUAGAAUCCUUAAUUUUUCUAGGUGCUCUGGUGCUCCUAAAUAUAAACUCCAGGUCGCUCUGGUGCUCCUAAAUAUAAACUCCAGGUCACUCUGGUGCUCCUAAACUAAAACUCCAGGUCGCUCUGGUGCUCCUAAAUAUAAACUCCAGGUCACUCUGGUGCUCCUAAACUAAAACUCCAGGUCGCUCUGGUGCUCCUAAACUAAAACUCCAGGUCGCUCUGGUGCUCCUAAACUAAAACUCCAGGUCGCUCUGGUGCUCCUAAAUAUAAACUCCAGGUCGCUCUGGUGCUCCUAAAUAUAAACUCCAGGUCGCACAGCAAAAUAUUUACGCACAAUACAGGAGUAAAAUGGUCCCACUGUAGAGCCCUCUGUGAAAAUUUUUAAAUUUUAAAUUUAAAUAUGGAUUGGUCAGUGUAGAGCCCUCUGUGAUAUGGAUUGGUCAGUGUAGAGCCCUCUGUGAUAUGGAUUGGUCAGUGUAGAGCCCUCUGUGAUAUGGAUUGGUCAGUGUAGAGCCCUCUGUGAUAUGGAUUGGUCACUGUAGAGCCCUGCUGUGAUAUGAUUGGUCAGUGUAGAGCCCUCUGUGAUAUGGAUUGGUCAGUGUAGAACCCUCUGUGAUAUGGAUUGGUCAGUGUAGAGCCCUCUGUGAUAUGGAUUGGUCAGUGUAGAGCCCUCUGUGAUAUGGAUUGGCCAGUGUAGAGCCCUCUGUGAUAUGGAUUGGUCAGUGUAGAGCCCUCUGUGAUAUGGAUUGGUCAGUGUAGAGCCCUCUGUGAUAUGGAUUGGUCAGUGUAGAGCCCUCUGUGAUAUGGAUUGGCCAGUGUAGAGCCCUCCACGGUAAAUUGACUGAAUUAUCACGAUAACGAUAAAUUGAACGAAAACUUUAUGACAUUAAUGGUCACCGCAGUUAUUUUGGUUAAAACUACUACUACAUGAAAUGUUGUAGCUAUCAAUUGUCCCGUUAACAAUCACCCAUAUUAGAAAACGUAUUUCAUUUCAAACUUCACAUUUCUCUAGUAGGGCCCUAUGGGUUAUUUAUCGUAGUGAACGAUAUCAGAAAAAUGUCCACGAAAAUGGUGGGUUUGGUCAGUGUGGUGGGUUUGGUCAGUGUGGUGGGUUUGGUCAGUGUGGUGGGUUUGGUCAGUGUGGUGGGUUUGGUCAGUGUGGUGGGUUAUGGUCCCACCUCUACUCUUACGUGGAGCCGUAGGUCAAACUUUAAAUCCAACCCUGUCAAAUUCAUCGACAGAGCUCUGGAUGUAAGGACUGACAGUCUGUAAGAUCAACAUGAUAUGAGCUCUGGAUGUAAGGACUGACAGUCUGUAAGAUCAACAUGAUAUGAGCUCUGGAUGUAAGGACUGACAGUCUGUAAGAUCAACAUGAUAUGAGCUCUGGAUGUAAGGACUGACAGUCUGUAAGAUCAACAUGAUAUGAGCUCUGGAUGUAAGGACUGACAGUCUGUAAGAUCAACAUGAUAUGAGGUCAAAAUUUAAACUUUCAACAUAUUUUGAAGCUGUGUUCAUGGUGUUGUGUGUGUCUGUGUGUGUGUGUAGCAGCAGCUAUCAGCCUAUGUGUUGUGGGUGAACAGCCAGUUGAAGAAGCGACCAGGCCAGAAGCCCAUCACAGACCUCAGAGUAGACCUGCAGGAUGGAGUGGUGCUGUCACACCUAGUGGAGAUAGUGGGUUAGUACUCACACACUACCACACACCAUCACACCUACCACACACCACCACACCUACCACACACACCAACCACCACAAAACACCACUACACUACCAAAACACACCACCAAAACACACACCAGACCACACACCACCACAACUCGACAAAAACCACCAACCGACCAAAAACACCACCCACACCACCACCGACCACACACCACCACACCGACCACACACCACCACACGACCACACACCACCACACCACCACACACCACAACACCACCGACCACACACCACACACUACACACACCCCCACACCGACCACACAACCACCACACCACCACCACCACACAAAACACCAACACACACCACCACACACCACCAACACACACCACACAGCACCACCACCACCGACAACACCCCACCACACAGCCACACACCACCACACACGACCACACAAACACACCAACACUACCAACAAGACCACACCACCAAACCACAACCCACACCUACCACACCACCACCACACGACAACACACCCCCACGCACACACAACACCCACAACACACAACAACACAACCACACGACCACACACAACACCACAUACACCACACACCACCACCGACACACACCACCCCACCGACCACACAACACCACACCACCAACACCACCCCCACACACACCACACACAACCACACCGACCCACACCGACCACCCACCACCACCACACACCACACAGACCACACCCACCCACCACACCACCACCACACCGACCCACCACCACCCCACCGACCACACAACCACCACACCGACCACACACACACCCACACCCACCACACCGACCACACACCACCACCACACAACCACACCGACCCCACACCACCACACCACCACCCCACCACCGACCCACACCACCACACCGACCACAACACCACCACAACGACCACACACAACCACACCACCACCACGACCACACAACACCCAACCCACCACACAACACACACCACCACACGACCACACCACCACCACCACACCUACCCACCACAAACACCAACCACCGACACACCACACACACCAACAACCACCACACCGACCAACACCACCCCACCCAACACACACCAAAAAACAACGAAACCACACACAACACACCACAACACCCACACCACAAACACCAAGCAGACCACACCACCACACACUACCACCAACCCCCACUACCACACAACAACACACCCACACACACCACCACACACCACUCACCCACAACACCCAAAAACCACAACAACCAAAAACCAACAACACCAAACACACCACACCAAACAACACCAAAACAACACCAACCCAACCACAACCAAACACACAAACAACACACACACACAUACACCACACAAACCACACACCACCACCAAAACACACACCACAAACACAACACCACACCAAACCGACCACACCAACACAACACACCACCAAACACACCACAAAAAUACACCACAACAAACACAACCACACUACAACCACACCAUACACACCACACAACCACACACACACUGACACACAAAACCAAACCCAACACCAAACCACACACUACCACCCACCAACAUCCACACAAUACCACACCACCAACCACCACAACACCACACACACAAACCCACAACCAGACCAACACACACAAAACCAACACACAACCAAACCCCACACCAAACCACACACACCAUGAACACACACCAUACACACACCAUACACUACAAAAUCAACCACACAACACAACCAAAACUACACACCAAAAAACACACAACAUAGACCAAAUACAUACACCACACAAAUAACACCACACCAUACUACAAAACACAAAUAACCAUAAUACAACACAUAACAACACAACACCAAACAUACACACCAAAAUACACCAACAACACAUAAACCCCACUACACCAUACAACACCAACCAAACACACAUACACACAAACCAAUAUACACAACACCAUACCAUACUAACACAAAACCAUAAACCAAUCACACCACACAAAACUACACACAAACACGACCACAACCAUACCACCAACACCAACGAACAACACCAAAACACCCAACCACAACCACACAUACCACAUCAUACACACAACAAACACCACACCACAUACAAUCAACCACACCAAACUAUACUACCACAUAAACACACCCACACUAUACUACUAUACACACCCAAACCACACCAAACACAGCCACACAAACCACACCAACCACACACACACCAAACUACACUAAACACACACACCUACUACACGACACCACAACCAAAGACACCAACAACACACUACACCAUACAAACACCACCACAAACCAGAAAACAGACACCAACAAAACGAAGACACAACCGACCACACAAACAUCUACACCACACAAACCACAACAACACACGACAUCCAACCACACACACACAAGACACAAAACCAGACUACACAACUACAAACACACCACUACACCACAUCACUCACCACACACCCACACACAAACCAACACACUACACGCACACACCACAACCAAUACUACAAAACCAAAACCAACUACAACACACCACGACACAACCAGACACACCUACACCAAACCACACCAAACACACACACAAACCAACAUAACCAACCACACACACACACCGACAACCCAAACACACAACAAACACCAACCCACACACCACACAAACGACUCACACACCAACCACACCAUACACACACACCACACACACCCACACCCAACACCAGACACACUACCACACACCAUACAACGACCCCCAGUACGCACAAACCAGACAAUACAGACGACCGACACCACACGACACCAACCAAAAACACCACACAAAGACCACCCACACCCCAGACACCACACCAACACACACAACACCACACCAACAGACUACCCAGACCAACCACCACGACACCACACACGACACAACACCACGACACAAACAACCACACCAACGACACUACAAAAACACCCAGACCACAACCAAGACACCAAACGACACCACACACACGAACAUACCACAACACAAAACCAACGACACACACCACAACACAACCAACUACACCACACCAACGACACCAGAACGACACGACACCGGAACACACUUAUCACCAUACUACACUACACAUACUACACUACACCAUACCACACUACACCAUACCACACUACACCACACUACACUACACCAUACUAAACUACACCAUACUAAACUACACCAUAACCAUACCAUUCAACACAAUCUCACAUCCAGCACUUUGGAUGGGGACUUUGGCAAAUUUGUUAGUUUAGCUGGAGAAUGCUGGGCCAUCGUUGAAUGAAAAUAGAACUGUAGAAGGAACGGUCCGUCUUUAGUGAUUCCCCAGUGGUACAAUAACUACAACGUGCCCAGUUUAAACACCGCCUUCCAACAAUACUGAUUAUUUCAAAUAAUGAAUGAUGAAAACCCCAAACCAGAAACUACUGCUGCUCCUAAUCACAUCAUUCUACGUGAGCCUGGACAGAUUGUCGCCGUUUACACAAAAAAUGUGUCCAAGAGAGAUUAAAUAAAUGAUGAUUUGAUUUACAUGAUAACCCUCUCCUUCUCCCAUCCUUGCAGCGGGGGAGGUGCUGGAGGGGGUAUAUGAGGCUCCUCGGGACCGGGAGGAGAGCAGGGAGAACGUGGAGCGAGUCCUCAGCUUCAUCACCUCCAGACGUAUACGCAUGCCUCACACCUCUGCCCGGGGUAACACACACACACACAAACCUCCACACGGGGUAACACACACACACACACACACACACACACACACACACACACACACACACACACACCUCCACACGGGGUAACACACACACACACACACACACACACAUACAGUGGGGAGAACAAGUAUUUGAUACACUGCCGAUUUUGCAGGUUUUCCUACUUACAAAGCAUGUAGAGGUCUGUAAUUUUUAUCAUAGGUACACUUCAACUGUGAAAAUCCAGAAAAUCACAUUGUAUGAUUUUUAAGUAAUUCAUUUGCAUUUUAUUGCAUGACAUAAGUAUUUGAUCACCUACCAACCAGUAAGAAUUCCGGCUCUCACAGACCUGUUAGUUUUUCUUUAAGAAGCCCUCCUGUUCUCCACUCAUUACCUGUAUUAACUGCACCUGUUUGAACUCGUUACCUGUAUAAAAGACACCUGUCCACACACUCAAUCAAACAGACUCCAACCUCUCCACAAUGGCCAAGACCAGAGAGCUGUGUAAGGACAUCAGGGAUACCAUUGUAGACCUGCACAAGGCUGGGAUGUGCUACAGGACAAUAGGCAAGCAGCUUGGUGAGAAGGCAACAACUGUUGGCGCAAUUAUUAGAAAAUGGAAGAAGUUCAAGAUGACGGUCAAUCACCCUCGGUCUGGGGCUCCAUGCAAGAUCUCACCUCGUGGGGCAUCAAUGAUCAUGAGGAAGGUGAGGGAUCAGCCCAUAACUACACUGCAGGACCUGGUCAAUGACCUGAAGAGAGCUGGGACCACAGUCUCAAAGAAAACCAUUAGUAACACACUACGCCGUCAUGGAUUAAAAUCCUGCAGCGCAUGCAAGGUCCCCCUGCUCAAGCCAGCGCAUGUCCAGGCCCGUCUGAAGUUUGCCAAUGACCAUCUGGAUGAUCCAGAGGAGGAAUGGAAGAAGGUCAUGUGGUCUGAUGAGACAAAAAUAGAGCUUUUUGGUCUAAACUCCACUCGCCGUGUUUGGAGGAAGGAGGAUGAGUACAACCCCAAGAACACCAUCCCAACCGUGAAGCAUGGAGGUGGAAACAUCAUUCUUUGGGGAUGCUUUUCUGCAAAGGGGACAGGACGACUGCACCGUAUUGAGGGGAGGAUGGAUGGGGCCAUGUAUCGCGAGAUCUUGGCCAACAACCUCCUUCCCUCAGUAAGAGCAUUGAAGAUGGGUCGUGGCUGGGUCUUCCAGCAUGACAAUGACCCGAAACACACAGCCAGGGCAACUAAAGAGUGGCUCCGUAAGAAGCAUCUCAAGGUCCUGGAGUGGCCUAGCCAGUCUCCAGACCUGAACCCAAUAGAAAAUCUUUGGAGGGAGCUGAAAGUCCGUAUUGCCCAGCGACAGCCCCGAAACCUGAAGGAUCUGGAGAAGGUCUGUAUGGAGGAGUGGGCCAAAAUCCCUGCUGCAGUGUGUGCAAACCUGGUCAAGACCUACAGGAAACGUAUGAUCUCCGUAAUUGCAAACAAAGGUUUCUGUACCAAAUAUUAAGUUCUGCUUUUCUGAUCUAUCAAAUACUUAUGUCAUGCAAUAAAAUGCAAAUUAAUUACUUAAAAAUCAUACAAUGUGAUUUUCUGGAUUUUUGUUUUAGAUCCCGUCUCUCACAGUUGAAGUGUACCUAUGAUAAAAAUUACAGACCUCUACAUGCUUUAAGUAGGAAAACCUGCAAAAUCAGCAGUGUAUCAAAUACUUGUUCUCCCCACUGUAUAUCCCAUAGUUCUCACAUAAUCUCUCUUUCUCCUGUGUGUGUGUGUGUAGAUAUAGUAGAAGGUGAUCUGAAGUCAGUGAUGAGGUUGAUUCUGGCUCUGGCCGCCCACUUCAAACCAUCAACCAAUCAGAGAGCAGUGUCCAGGGGUGGGCGGAGCAUGGCGGGGGCCGCAGCCAACCACAGGCCACUCUCCACAGUUGCCAUGGCGCAGAGCGCGGCAGCAGCAUUGGCAGCCGCACGACACGAUGCAGAGAGAGCUUCUAGACGCACACUCCUCCACAGGUACACACACACCUCCACAGGUACACACACACCUCCACAGGUACACACACACCUCCACAGGUACACACACUCCUCCACAGGUACAACACACCCUCCACAGGUACACACACACACCUCCACAGGUACACACACCUCCUCCACAGGUACACACACUCCUCCACAGGUACACACACACCUCCACAGGUACACACACACACCUCCACAGGUACACACACUCCUCCACAGGUACACACACUCCUCCACAGGUACACACACACUCUUCCACAGGUACACACACACACUCUUCCACAGGUACACACACACCUCCACAGGUACACACACACCUCCACAGUACACACCCCUUCCACAGGUACACACACAACCUCCACAGGUACACACAACACCCUCCCCGUACACACACUCCUUUCCCCAGGUACACAACACCUUCCCCAGGUACACACCACCCUUCCACAGGUAACACCACUCCUCCACAGGUCACACACACCCUCCACGGUACACACACCCCCUCCCCAGGUACACACACUCCUCCACAGGUACAACAACUCUUCCCACAGGUACACACACCCUCCACAGGUACACACCACUCUUCCACAGGGACACACCUCCUCCACAGGUACACACACUCCUCCACAGGUACACCACACCCUCCCCCGGUACACACACACUCUUCCACAGGUACAACACAACUCUUUCCCCAGGUACCACCCUCUUCCACAGGUACACACACUCUCCCCAGGUCACACACCCUCCACAGGUACACCCCACUCCCCUCUCCACAGGUACACACCCCUCCCCAGGUACACACCCCUCCUCCACGGGAAAACCACACCCCCUCCACAGGGACACCAAAACCCCCCUCCACAUGGUACACACACCCCUCCACAGGUACACACCACACCUCCACAAGGUACACACACUCCUCCACAGGUACACACACACCUCCACAGGUACACACACUCUUCCACAGGUACACACACUCCUCCACAGGGACACACACACACCCUCCACAGGUACCCACUUCCUCCACAGGUACAAACAACCCCCCCCACAGUACACCACACUCUUCUAUUCGGUGUGUGUAUAAUGUGGUGUAAAAGUUCGGGUUGAUGUGUGUAGUCCCUUUCCCGGGGUUGGGGUAUAUGUUUUUAAUGUCCCUCCAGGGGUUGGGGUAUGAUGUGUGUAAUGUCCCUCCAGGGGUUGGGGUAUGAUGUGUGUAUUGUCCCUCCAGGGGUUGGGGUAUGAUGUGUGUAAUGUCCCUCCAGGGGUUGGGGUAUGAUGUGUGUAAUGUCCCUCCAGGGGUUGGGGUAUUUGUAAUGCCCUCCAGGGUGUAGAUGUGUAAUGUCCCUCCAGGGGUGGGGGGUAUGAUGGGGUGGGAUGUCCCUCCAGGGUUGGGGUAUGAUGUUUUGUAAUGUCCCCCCCCAGGGGUUGGGGUAUGAUGUGUGUAAUGUCCCUCCAGGGGUAUGAUGUGUGUAAUGUCCCUCCAGGGUUGGGGGUAUGAUGUGUGUAAUGUCCCUCCAGGGGUUGGGGUAUGAUGUGUGUAAUGUCCCUCCAGGGGUUGGGGGAAAGAUGUGUUGAAGUCCCUCCCGGGGUUGGGUAUAUGUGUUGUAAGUCCCUCCAGGGGUUGGGGUAUGAUGUGUGUAAUGUCCCUCCAGGGGUAUGAUGUGUAUAAUGUCCCUCCAGGGGUUGGGGUAUGAUGUGUGUAAUGUCCCUCCAGGGGUUGGGGUAUGAUGUGUGUAAUGUCCCUCCAGGGGUUGGGUAUGAGGUGUGUAAUGUCCCUCCAGGGUUGGGGUAUGAUGUGGGGUAAGUUCCUCCAGGGUGGGGUAUGAUGUGUGUAUUCCCUCCCCCAGGUUGGGGUAUGGAAAGUGUGUGGGGAAUGUCCCUCCAGGGGUAUGAUGUGUGUAAUGUCCCUCCAGGGGUAUGAUGUGUAUAAUGUCCCUCCAGGGGUUGGGGUAUGAUGUGUGUAAUGUCCCUCCAGGGGUUUGGGGUAUGAUGUGUGUAAUGUCCCUCGCAGGUGUUGGGGGUACUGAUGUUGGUAAGUGUCCCUCCAGGGGGGUAUGAUGUGUAUAAUGUCCCUCCAGGGGUUGGGGUAUGAUGUGUAUAAUGUCCCUCCAGGGGGUUGGGGUAAUGAAUGUUGUCAUAAUGUCCCUCCAGGGGUUUGGGGUGUGAUGUGUGGAAUGUGCCCUCCCAGGGGGUAUGGGGGAUGAUGUAGUCUAAUGUCCGCUCCAGGGGUUUGGUGGUAUGAAUGUUGUAUACUGUCCCUCCAGUGGUUGGGGUAUGAUGUGUAUACUGUCCCUCCAGGGUUGGGGGGUAUGAUUGUGUGUAAUGUCCCUCAGGGGUUGGGGUAUGAUGGUGUGUAAGUCCCUCCAAGGGGUUGUGGGUCAUGAAGUGUUGUGUAAAUGUCCCUCCAGGGGGUGGGUAUGAUUGUGUAGAAUGUCCCCCAGUGGGUUGGGGGUAUGAUGUGUGGUAAUGUCCCUCCAGGGGUUGGGGUAAUGGAUGUGUAUAAAUGGUCCCUCCAGGGGUUGGGGUAUGAAUGUGUGAAUGAUGUCCCCUUCCAGGGGUUUGGGGUUAUGAAUGUGGAAUAGUCCCUCCAGGGGUUGGGGUAUGAUGUGUGUAAUUCCCCUCCAGGUUGGGUUGAUGUGUAUGUCCCUCCAGGGGUUGGGGUAUGUGUGUUUAAAAGUCCCUCCAGGGGUUUUGGGGGUAUGAUGUGUGUAAUGUCCCUCCACGGGUUGGGGUAUGAUGUGUGUAAUGUCCCUCCAGGGGUUGGGGUAUGAUGUGUGUAAUGUCCCUCCGGGUUGGGGGAUGAUGUUGUAUGUCCCUCCAGGGUUGUAGUUUUUAAGGAGUUAGGGUUGGGGUUGUGGUAUGUCCCCCAGGGUUGGGGAUGAUUGAAACCCCAAGGGGGGGUAGAAAUGUCCCCCAAACCCCCAAACCCCAAACCCCCCAGGGGGGAAAACCCCCAAAGGACCCCCCAACAAAAGCCCCCCAAAACAGCCCACCAUUAAAAGCCCCCAAAAAAUUUAAGCCCCCAGGGGGAAAACCCCCAAAAACCCCCCAAAACCCCCCAAGGGACAAACCCCCAGGGGGAAAAAAUUAAAACCCCCAGGGGUUGGGGUGAUUUUAUAUUCCCUAGGGUAAUUAACCAAAGGGGUUGGGGGAGAAAAUGGGUUGGCCUCCUUUUAUUUUAAUUCCCUGGGUUGGGGUUAUGUUGGGAUGCCCUGUAUGAUGUUAUGUUCCCGGGGUUUGAUUGGAAGCCCCUGUUUUGGGGUAUGAUGUGUGAAUGUCCCCAGGGUUUUUGGUAUUGUUGUAUUUCCCCCGUGGUUUUGGGGUAGGGUGGUUAUGUCCCUGGGGUUUGGGGUUGAUGUGUGAUUGCCCUAGUUUGUGGGUUUAGUUUUGGGAAAGCCCUGGUUGGGGUUAUGUUUUAAUGUCCCUGGGGUUAUGUUUGCCCCAGGUUGGGUUAGAGGUUUUAUUUUUCCCCAGGGUUGGGGUUGAUUUGUAUUGGCCCUGUGUUGGGGUUUAGUGUUAAGUCCUUAGGGGUAUGGAGUUAUAAGGCCCUUCGGGGUUGGGAGUUUUGAUUGGAAGCCCUGGGGGUAGGUGCUUUAUUAAGCCCCGGGGUUUGGGGUUGAUUGAAGCCCCAGGGGUUGGGGUAGUAGUGUUAAAGCCCUCCGGGGAUGUUGAGAGGAUCGGGGAAACCGUUGCGGGAGUUCCUUUGUUCCAGCAGUUGGCAGGUGAGUCCUGACAAACACCGGGGAGGUAACGAACAACACCCACCACACAACCAACCACAGGACAGAACACCCGGGUAG
Molecule: messenger RNA, 15451 nt
Organism: Coregonus sp. 'balchen'
Lineage: Eukaryota; Metazoa; Chordata; Actinopteri; Salmoniformes; Salmonidae
Source: the annotation of a GenBank genome assembly